AUGGUAUUCCACAGUGAGCUGGAUGCCAUUCUAGGCGAAAAACGAUCUAUAAAUCCUGAGUUCUUGUGGGAGGGCAACGAUGCAUCAGAGAACACGGGCGCAAGUUUAGAUGGAGCUUCAGACUUAGAACAGUCCGCUGCAGAUGAUAUUCCGAGCUGCCCCUCAGUUAAAAAAAGAAAAACUGCACCUGAUAGUUUGGAAACCAAACUUUCUGAUAUGGCGGAGGAGAGGAAGGCAUACAUCGAAGAAAUGUUGGAGUUUCUAAAGAAAAAAGAGGAAAGGGAAAAGAGAAAGGAAGAAAGAGAGCAAAUAAAGCUCAAAAUUUUAGAAGCAAUUGCAAAAAAGCAUUGCUAA
Rhagoletis pomonella (apple maggot) is the source of this 354-nucleotide messenger RNA. RefSeq lists its product as uncharacterized. Lineage: Eukaryota; Metazoa; Arthropoda; Insecta; Diptera; Tephritidae. Bases 1 to 354 code for a protein of 117 amino acids. The record is from RefSeq and is a predicted model, not a curated record. The transcript is spliced from 3 exons.